AUGUGGUGUGUGAUUGACAGUCGAAAGCAUGUCAAGAGAAGUGAAAGUGAAGAAUCUUUCAAGGAUGAUAUGAGGGGAAAGAAGACGGUACUUGCAACUGAAGUGGAAGAGAAGAUUGCAGAUACAAUCAAGAGAAUGGAGAAAAUGGGACUAGGGCCAACACUGUUAGAGUUUCGUGAGAUUGUCAAAGAUUUCUUGCUUGCCAAUGGACUAGAGACAGUGUUUAAAGAUGGCAUGCCUGGUUAUGAAUGGGCAACUGCCUUCAUGCACAGGCACAACAUGACUCUGAAGACCGGUGGUAUGAUGCAACUGGCAAGGAAGAGUGUAACUAGUGAUCCAUUCGUCAUUUAUGGCUUCUAUGAGCUUCUGAGACAAGAAAUGGCACGACUUGAGAUCAUGGAACGCCCAGAGUGUAUCUGGAAUCUCGACGAAACUGGUUUCCCACUAGACCCAUCAAAAGCAAAAACUAUAGGCACAAAAGGAGCUAAGACAGUGAGAAUAACUAGUGGCUCAAACCGUGAAAACAUCAGUGUUUUGGCAACAUGCUGUGCAGAUGGCACAUCACUGGAUCCUUUAAUCAUAUUUAAAGGUAAGAACAUGCAGUCUUCAUGGGUUGGAACUGAUGCACUACCUGAAACUCAGUAUGCUGUAUCCGAGUCAGGGUGGAUGACCCGUGUAAUUUUUGAGGAUUUUUUCAAAAGUUUUGUAGAAAAAACUAAAGAUAUUCGUCCUAUCCUCCUGAUAUUGGAUGGCCAUCUUAGUCAUACAUCACUAGCAACAGUAGAACUAGCAAAACAAGAAAAUAUCUCCAUAAUUAAGCUACCUGCUCAUUGCACAGAUCUGUUACAACCUUUAGAUGUUGCUUGUUUUGCCCCUCUAAAAUCUUACUAUGAUUCAGCAUUGAUGAGGUAUGUGCAUCAAACAGGAGCACGAGCACCAUUGCAAAAGAGAGGUUUCGUGAAUAUGUUGUGUCAGGUCUGGAAGGAAGGACUUUCCCCGGAGAAUAUAAAGGCCGGGUUUUAUGCAACAGGAAUACAUCCACUAAACCCAGAAAAGUACAAGAGUGAUCGCCUUUGUCCUUUGAAAAUGAAAACAUACAAGGCUUGGAUUGAGAGAGGAAGCCCCAGGGAUGAUGAAAAUAAUCCUGUACUGCAUGAUGCUACAACUGAUAACACAGACAACAGAGAUUCACAAUCAUCACCGCAAAAUCCACAGAACCCUUCACAACCUUCUGAUGCCAAUACCACAAAUGUUCCCACUUCUCCAAUACCUGAACCAGGAAUAGAAAAAGAUCUCUCAGAUACAACCCUUACACUUGUUCAGGAACAAGUAUUACCUGGUUGUAGUCACUGGCAUGAAACUCCCUCUAACAACAAAGCUGAACUUCAAGAUGAGAUCAAGAAAGAUAUAGAAAAGCGAAGUGCUUUAUAUGCCAAACAGUUAAGCUGGAGGACUCUUGUCAAUGAAAUUCAAGCCAGGGCUCCUACAGGAAUGAAGUUCAACAUCCUUUUGGUAGAGAAGGAAAAGGAAACAACUUUGGAAGAAAUUCUGCACCGUAGGGGAAGAGUUGGAACGACACAACCUACAAGAAGAAAAAUUAGUAUGCACAGUCAAAUCAUAACUCAGGAGGAAUGUAGAAAGGAAACUACAGGGCAGGAGGGGACACAGAAAAAAGAGAAGUGUAACAAAGUUCCAGGAAAGAAAAGGAAGGAACCUGAACCACUUUCUGAUACCACAACUGAAGAUGAGAUGGAAGUAAUGGAAAGUGAUUCUGCUGAUGAGGUCAGUUUCACUUUAAACCAAGAUGAAAGUGAAACUGAAUGUGAGGAAGAAAUACAGGCACCAAAGGCAACCCCAGCAGACACUCCAGUAAUAACAGAUGAUUCUGUUGGAAAGAACUACGCAGUGUAUUAUACUGACCCACGUAUGAUUUACUUCUGGGGGAGAAUAGUUAAAACAUUUGCUGCUGAUGAUGAUGGCGAUUUCAGCAUGUCUGAUAGCAAUGCUUUUCGUGAAAAGGCAGAUGGUCUUGUGCAACACUACCAGAGUGAUUUGGAAGCUGAUUUCACUGAUGAGAGCAUCUUGCUGCACAACAUGUUGACCACAGAAAGACAUCAGGAAAAAUCAGUGAAUGACAUGCCGCAGUGA
Messenger RNA from Eriocheir sinensis (Chinese mitten crab), 2148 nucleotides. RefSeq lists its product as uncharacterized. Gene Ontology annotation, cellular component: nucleus. The coding region runs from base 1 to 2148 and encodes 715 amino acids. Gene Ontology annotation, molecular function: DNA binding. The record is from RefSeq and is a predicted model, not a curated record. The transcript has 4 exons. NCBI's taxonomy places the organism in Eukaryota, Metazoa, Arthropoda, Malacostraca, Decapoda, Varunidae.